AUACCCUUUUGAGCUGGUCUUGCAAUUUUGAUUCUACAAUGUCCACUGAAGUAUCAUCCUCUUCACCUUCACCACAAAUUGAGGCAAAUUUGCCACAGAGAGUGCAGAUGGUGUCCAAGUCUGUGUCGCAGCGACUACUUCAGAAAUUUUUUGAUGCAACUGAGUAUGACUUUGAUUAUGAGCAGAGUGGAUUGUGGUCUCCACCAGUUAAAAGAAGUGCAUUCAUGAGCUCACCUGGUGGAAUUUUAACCGAAGAAGAGAUGCUUGGAAGACUCAGAGAUGUAAUGGAAGCUCGCCGCCGCCGUGCCAGAAGAUACAGAGUUUGCUUCAAUGCAAGUUGGUGCUCUAUAAAAUGAAGCAACAGAAAGGGAGUCCCUGAUUUUCUUUUCUCUUCAUUACAUGUAGAUGUCAUUACAUAUAGAGGACAUAUGUAUACAUAUAUUUGCAAGAGCAGAAGUUGGAAGUCUUGAACUCCUGUUACCUGCAAAACUGCUCUCUGACUUCAAAUACUACUUAGUAAUUCGAAGAAAUUAUACCUCAUUUUCUAUAUAAAAUAAAGAUUCUAACUUUUCAAAAUAUGAGUUUUCUCCAGCAUUGAACUGUUCCACUAAUAUUGGAACUUAUUGUUCUGUAUGCAUAGAUAAUAUGUUGAGGAAUCCAAAGCUACCAUAUAAUUUUUGUAUGCUAGCAAUGUCAAUAUGAUAUAAGAAUAUAAAACAAUAUGAUGAGAUAUUCACAACCACCAUAUCUGCACCAAACUGCCAUGAUUAGGUCUUGCUGCAAUUUAAACCCAUGAUAUGGCUGUUAAUUAAGAAUUUAAGACCAAUUAUGAAGUCUGAAAACAGUUGAGGGAAAAAUAAAGUAGUAGUAAAUAUUCUGGCCUAUCAUGUGCUCUUUAUUAAUCAAAAGAGCAUGUGAGGGGGCAGUAAUUAUAAAGUCUGCUUGCAAAAAAGCAAAGAACAGGAGGGGAAUAACAGGCAGCCUAAAGUGGCCUAAAAAAUAAGCUUCAAAAUAUAUCAAACGAGAGCAUCGCAGAUCCAUAGGCCAUGCUGGUGCAUCUCUGCAUCUUACAGGCUUUUUAAAAUCCAAGUGUACCUUUACCUUGAAACUAGAACAUAUAAAGCAUCCACAAUGGGUGCUCUUUAGUGCUUGAAAUCAUACUUUUUUGAUAAAUUUAGUGCUAUAUGUCUAUAAUGGGCACAUUUUGACACUUCAAAACAUAUAAAAAAUUUGUAGCUACUCCAUAUUUGGAGUGCUUCUUUGUUCAUGAAUAGUGAAGAGAGAUGAUGAAAAGGAAGAGAGAGGUGAUGGAAAGUAAGAAAGAGAUGAUGAAAAAGAAAAGAGAGAAGAGGGAGAAAGGGAGUAUGGAGUGUUGACUCAAGCGUAUCCAUUGUGAGUGUAUUAGAAUGUAACACUUGUUAAAUUGAUAGUUACACAAGAAUUGAUGUGUGUGGAGUGUGUGGAUGCUCUCAGAGAAGGUGAGAGAAGAAUUGGGCCCUGUUUCUUAUUAAAUAAGAGAUGCCAGAGAGUGACCAAACUGCAAUGCAACCUAUUUAAUAUUUUUCUUCAAUUUUUUUUAAUUUUAUUCUUCAGGUUUUAUCUGAAGUUACUGAGGUUAAAAUGGAAUAAAUUUAUUAAAAGAAAUCAACUAGAGCAAAGAAUCAUUGAAAGAUACUGGAAAGUAACUGUAAAAGUAAGCUUGACAGGAAAAGAACAAAGAAAAGGAACCAUGUGCCGUAUAAGACACC
Molecule: messenger RNA, 1748 nt
Organism: Tripterygium wilfordii
Lineage: Eukaryota; Viridiplantae; Streptophyta; Magnoliopsida; Celastrales; Celastraceae
Exons: 2
Coding region: 39-356 (105 amino acids)
Source: RefSeq, a predicted model, not a curated record